AUGUGGUGCCAGCGUUCGGACCGGGUCUACGUCACCAUCAAGGUGGCCGACUGCGUCCGGGCGGCUGUGCACGUCAACGAUGGCGAGCUCAGCUUCAGCGGCCACGGCCACGGCGCGCGCGGCACGCGCGACUACGCGCUCUCGCUGCGGCUGGCCGGCGCGGUCGUUCCCUCCCGCUGCUGCUGGUUCGUGUGCGGCCCGUCGGUGCGCGUGCGUCUCGAGAAGGAGGCGGCGGGACCAUACUGGGACAGCCUGAUGGUUGGCGUCAAGCCGCCGCAGUGCAAGAUCGACUGGCAGUCCUGGAUCGACGAGGACGAGGAGUGCGAGGUGUCCGCGGCGCCGAGCGGCUUCGAGGCGAACGACCUCCAGAUGCAGAUGGCUGAGGACGACGAGAUUGCCCUCGAGGAGAAUGAGGAGCGGAGCGAGGAGCUGCGGCUCGAGGAGAACACCGAGCUCGCGGAGGGGCAGGCGGAGGGAGUCGACGAGUCGGAGGACUCGCUGCAGCUCGAGGAGAACAUGGAGGGGCUCGAGGGAGGCCCGCCGGCUGGAAGUCGGCAGCCGCGCGAGCCCGACGCCUGCUCCUGCUUGCGCACGCCUGCGUAG
This is a messenger RNA of Emiliania huxleyi CCMP1516, 603 nucleotides long. RefSeq lists its product as hypothetical. Gene Ontology annotation, biological process: protein folding; chaperone-mediated protein complex assembly. The coding region runs from base 1 to 603 and encodes 200 amino acids. Lineage: Eukaryota; Haptophyta; Isochrysidales; Noelaerhabdaceae. Gene Ontology annotation, molecular function: Hsp90 protein binding; protein-folding chaperone binding. Gene Ontology annotation, cellular component: nucleus; cytosol. The record is from RefSeq and is a predicted model, not a curated record. The transcript has 3 exons.